UCAUUGUUUUUGUCUUUUUCCUGAGAGGGAUUGCAUGUUUGGAACAUCGACUCCACUCCUGAAAAGAAACAGACAGUAUGUCAAUGACAAUACAGAACUCAUUCCAAUGAUAACGACAAGAAGAAGGGGCAGUCUUGUCAAGAAAACUCUCUUUGCGGAGAAUGAUCUUGCAGAAAGUCGGAACUGUAGUCGACAAAGGCCUCCACAGAGAGCGUCAGCUGCUAUGGCUCUAACAAACUGGAAAAAUCAGAUGUUUCUCGAUGACGAUGCAGAAGAGUCCACAUUGUGUUCUUCUAGUGAGAAUAUGGCGAGAAAGAGAAGGAAUUUGGGGAAACACACCAAAACAAAAACUUCGCUCUAUAUUCUUACUUUGCAGUUUCUAGACAUGCUAAGACGGGAGGGUUUGGUUAACCUGAACAAAGCAUCUAUUUUACUUGGUGCAAAGAAGAGGCGACUUUACGAUAUUACUUGUGUUUUGUAUGCCAUGGGAUGUGUCUGUAAGCCAAAGAAGAAUUUUGUUGAGUAUCGUCAUAUUGAUCAUCGAAUUGCAGAUAAUAAUAUGGAUUUCUCAAGCAUGGUAAGUUUUUCACAUCAUAAGGGAGAAUUUGGUGGUGAAGAAUCAGCAUACUUGUCAAAUGCUGUUUCAUUGAGCGAAAUAGAUGAUGCUUUAUAUGAAAUUUUGCGCAGCUGUUCGAGUGAUUAUAAGGAUGAUUACAUUACAGUUGUUCUUUCAGGAAUUGAUAUGAAUAAUAUCAGUGUUACAAGAAACGAAGGCGACAUAGUUGAAAUCGAAGUAGUAUUCUUAAAUGACGAUCCAACCAAUACCAUAUUCUGGCAAGAGACUAGCGUCUACUACAAAAGUAACAUCUGGCACAGAACCCAAAUAUCCGAAAUAGAACUUGGCUUCCGUCCGAUUCAAGAGUAUCCUGAAGAAAUGUUUUCAGGAGAGCAUAGAAGUCGUCCUUUCACUGACUUGUAUUUUAAUGGACAUCUUGAAACUCCUUUAGCUUCCAUUCCAAUGGAGGACAAUGCAGCAUAUUUGGAUAAUGUUGAACUUUCUCAGGACUUGCUAAUAUCACUACUGGAUGAUGAACAAAGGGAUUCGUCCAGUGGUGAAUUUGAUACAUUUCAUUGCAUAACCACUCCCGUCAAAUCAAAGGCUUGAAGGUUUUUAUUCAGAAUGAUGUGUUUGUUUGAUAAUGGUAAUACUGAAGUGACACCGACAUUGUA
Molecule: messenger RNA, 1230 nt
Organism: Galdieria sulphuraria
Lineage: Eukaryota; Rhodophyta; Bangiophyceae; Galdieriales; Galdieriaceae
Product: transcription factor E2F
Exons: 4
Coding region: 35-1165 (376 amino acids)
Biological process (GO): regulation of DNA-templated transcription
Cellular component (GO): transcription regulator complex
Source: RefSeq, a predicted model, not a curated record